CUGAUCCUCUUUGAGAUUUAAAAGAGGAUUUACGUUUGCAUUGAUAGGUGUUUUGGAGGAAAAUUGCAGAUAUGUAGUGCUCUUUGCUGUUUCUUAGCUAAAAUUCGGAUAUAAAGUUGAGGUCUUUUGACUUAGAUGUGGUUUGAUUAGACAUUUGGAAGAAUAUUGGUGAUUUUGAGAGUGAAUUUUCAGUUAUUGUUUGAUUUUGGAGGGGUGGGACUGAAUUGGCCGUGAUGUCGAUUAAGAGUAUUAUCCAGGAUAUGAAGGGGGAGAUUGGGAACAUAUCUAGAAAAGGAUUUGACAUGAGGUUUGGAUAUGGGAUGAGAUCAAGGUCACACCGGGUAGUCCAGGAUAACUCAGUGCCAGUUGAUGCUUUCCAGCAGAGUUGCUGGGCUAACAUGCCACCGGAGCUUUUGAGGGAUGUGUUGAUGAGAAUAGAGGCAUCAGAGAGCACUUGGCCUCCCCGCAAGAAUGUGGUUGCCUGUGCUGGUGUUUGUAGGAAUUGGAGAGAAAUUUUGAAGGAAAUUGUUACAGUCCCAGAGAUUUCUGGCAAGCUGACAUUCCCAAUCUCGUUGAAGCAGCCUGGCCCAAGGGACUCUCUCAUUCAGUGUUACAUAAAACGAAGCCGUAGCAACCAAACUUAUUAUCUAUACCUUGGCUUGAACCAAACUUCAAAUGAUGAUGGAAAGUUCCUUCUUGUGGCAAGGAAGUGUCGACGCCCCACUUGGACAGACUAUAUCAUCUCAUUAAAUUGUGAUGAUGUGUCAAAAGGAAGCAGUACUUACAUUGGAAAAUUAAGAUCAAACUUUUUGGGGACCAAGUUCACAAUUUAUGAUGCACAGCCUCCAAGUACUGGAGCAAAAGUUACUAAAAGCCGAUCCACUAGGCUGGUUAAUAUGAAACAAGUCUCCCCAAGAGUUCCAUCAGGCAAUUACCCUGUUGCACACAUUUCAUAUGAGUUGAAUGUCCUCGGUUCUAGAGGCCCAAGGAGAAUGCAAUGCAUCAUGGAUGCUAUCCCAGCCUCUGCUAUUGAGCCAGGAGGAGUGGCUCCCACUCAGACUGAAUUUGUGCAUGGCAAUCUGGACAGUUUCCCAUCCAUUUCAUUCUUUAGAUCAAAAUCAACUCGAGCAGAUACUUUCCAGUCUGGUCCUUUAUCAGAACAAAAAGAAGCAAUGCUGAUCUUGAGGAAUAAGUCCCCAAGGUGGCAUGAAGAACUCCAAUGCUGGUGUCUGAACUUCAAUGGACGGGUAACCAUUGCUUCAGUAAAGAACUUUCAGCUUGUUGCGUCUCCAGAGAAUGGAGUUGCCGGGCAUGAGCCUGAGAAUGUUAUUCUCCAGUUUGGAAAGGUGGGGAAGGAUUUAUUCACCAUGGACUAUCAGUAUCCAAUCUCAGCUUUCCAGGCUUUUGCCAUAUGCCUUAGCAGCUUUGACACUAAGAUUGCUUGCGAGUAAAUCUAAUAGAGGUCCAAAUCUAGUCAUAUGACACUUGGACUCAUUGAUGAAAUUCAUAAGAACCACAACUGCCUGCUAGUUCUUAUAUUUUCAGUUUACUUUUAGCAAUACUGCAUUCCCCUUUGGAUCUCAAGUAGUUAAAGCUCCUAAAUUUUUACUGAUAGGUUUCUGCCAGAUGCUGGAGAACCGUGUGGAUGCUAUUUACCAUGCUGUUGUGACUCGGAAAGUUCAGCAAUAAGGUUUCGAGGUAGUGGAAUUCCUUUGGUUUUCCACAUGAGCCCGUAUAUAUGCGUAGUAUAACUGUUUGUGUCACGAGCAAAAAAUGCCGUCUGCUUUGGUAACAUACUUUGUUUGAUCAUUGAAGGAGAAACUAAAGUCUAAAUGAAAUACUUUAUUAACUUUAUCGUGUGAGUUUUUGCUUGAGUGGUACUUUAUUGCAUCACUGCAUGCCUGAAGAUCAAAUUAGUGGAAUGUUCAAUUUCUUUGCUUAUGCCUUCUUAGGCCUGUGGCAGCAAGAUCCGAUUUUGCUAAUUGCCA
Molecule: messenger RNA, 1988 nt
Organism: Rubroshorea leprosula
Lineage: Eukaryota; Viridiplantae; Streptophyta; Magnoliopsida; Malvales; Dipterocarpaceae
Source: the annotation of a GenBank genome assembly